AAGAAGGGCGAACAACACCCAGCAGGCUGGCUCAGGAAAAGGAAAGUCCCAGGAAUGCCGAAGAAAUUCCAGGGGGAGAAUUCCAAAUCGGCCACUGCCAGGGCCCGAAAGGCCGAAGCCAAAGCAGUUGCUGAUGCCCGCAAACAGAAGGAGCUGGAGGAUGCACUCUGGGAAGAUAACGACAAACGUGUUGUGAAGAAAGAACAGCGGAAGGAUGAUAAGGAGAGGAAGCGUUUGGAGGCUCUGGAGAGGAAGAGAGAAAACCAAAGGCUUUUGGAGGAAGAAGAUUCCAAGAUAAAGGGUAAACAGACAAAAGAAGGGCCCAGUAAAGUGACUCGAGCGCAGAUUGAGGAGACUCUACAAAGCAAGCAAAAUGUUAAGGAAAUCAAGGAAAAAGAGAAAAGCCACUUGGAUGUGCCGCUCGAGGAAAAUGUCAAUCGGAUAGUUCCAGAGGAAGGCACAGUGGAGGCCCGAACCAUUGAAGAUGCCAUUGCAGUACUCAGCACUAAGGAAGAUCUGGACCGUCAUCCUGAGCGCCGUAUGAAAGCCGCGUACACUGCGUUUGAAGAAGCCAACAUGCCUCGUGUUAAAAUGGAAAAUCCCAACAUGCGGCUUUCCCAGCUAAAACAGCAGCUCAAGAAGGAGUGGACAAAGUCUCCGGAAAACCCCCUGAACCAGCGUGCAGCCUCCUACAACACCAAGUAAACCAACACCAAACGGCACUUAAAGACUGACCCUCGACGGUGAUCAUUACCAAUAACAAAAACAAAGCCACCGCGAUUAAUUUUGACACCCAUAACAAUGUUUUAUCACUCCUACAUGAACUCACAGGAUUAUUUAACAAAUUAUUCAAUAGAUAUCUGAUGAUGUAUGAAGAGCUAAUUCGCUUAUCUGCUAAACCACAGCCUCUCAAGAAAGGGCCGCUGGGAAGUUUUUAGUUUUAGUAUGGAUAAACGCAGAGGUUUUCACCACAGUUUUACUGCUGUGUCAAACUCAUUUAAUGCCACCGUCUAAUACGCGAAACAUGAGCUGGAGUGUGGUUAACCUCAAGCUAGUUUUUAUUUUCUGUUUGUUUUUUUUAUUUAGUGUUUGCGAGAUGAUCUUUAGGGUUCAGUUUUCUGGUUUGGUAUUUAUGGAGAAAAGAUUAUUGCCCUACAUUAUGGCUGUGAUGAAGACGGGGAUUUUUGUGUUGAUUGCUGGUUUUAAAACUGCACUUUGGCCCCUGUGAGGAAGAAAGUCUCCAUAUCUUUAAGUCAAGUGGACUGAUAGCCAUUGGAUUCUCAUACGCACAUGUGUCGAGCAGUGCUAACACACUCGGGGCUUUGCUUCCCAUCACGGAGGAGAACAAACACUCUUGGUGGCUUUGGAUUACACAAAAUUACAAUAAGGAAGAAAUAAAUGGAUGAAAGAA
Molecule: messenger RNA, 1411 nt
Organism: Danio rerio (zebrafish)
Lineage: Eukaryota; Metazoa; Chordata; Actinopteri; Cypriniformes; Danionidae
Gene: ccdc124
Product: coiled-coil domain containing 124
Biological process (GO): positive regulation of DNA-templated transcription
Cellular component (GO): midbody; centrosome
Source: RefSeq, marked provisional